Messenger RNA from Puccinia triticina, 1398 nucleotides. RefSeq lists its product as uncharacterized. Gene Ontology annotation, molecular function: flavin adenine dinucleotide binding; oxidoreductase activity, acting on the CH-CH group of donors. NCBI's taxonomy places the organism in Eukaryota, Fungi, Basidiomycota, Pucciniomycetes, Pucciniales, Pucciniaceae. The transcript has 10 exons. The coding region runs from base 1 to 1398 and encodes 465 amino acids. The record is from RefSeq and is a predicted model, not a curated record.
AUGACCUCAUGCAAUCCACCAAUGGCAACAAUGACAUCCCAUCCAAUCACUCGCUUUAUUCCUCAGUCAACUUGGCAUUUAAUCGAGCCUCACUUCACACCGUUCGGGAAAGAGAAGUUGGAAAAAGUGAUUGAGUUUGUGGAGAAUGAAUGCAUUCCCGCUGAGUCAAUCUACCAUGCUCAAAUCUCAUCCGAUCCGCAAAAGAGAUGGUCCACUGUGCCGAAAAUAAUGGAAGAUUUAAAAUCAAAAGCCCGCUCUCGAGGGCUCUGGAAUCUAUUUCUCUCCAAGGCACACUACCCUGAGUUAGGUGUACCGCUGACGAACUUAGAAUAUGCGGUGAUGGCCGAAGUGAUGGGACAUGCCAUCCGCAUUGCUCCCGAAUCAAUGAAUUGCUCGGCUCCCGAUACUGGGAACAUGGAAGUCCUGGCACGCUAUGGAACUCCGCAACAAAAAGAAAAGUGGCUCAAGCCGCUCAUGAAUGGCCAAACUCGUAGCUCUUUUGCAAUGACUGAGCCUGCAGUGGCAUCAUCUGAUGCGACAAACAUCCAAACUAGCAUAAUGUUUGAUCGGGAAAAGCAGCAGAUUGUCAUCAACGGUCGCAAGUGGUGGAUCUCGGGUGCGGGUGACCCGCGCAACGCUGUUCAUUUGGUCAUGGGCAAGUCAGACACUUCUGCCCCCAAGCAUUCUCAGCAAUCAAUCGUCAUUGUACCUCCUGGUACGCCUGGCGUUAAGCUGAUACGCCCGAUGCAAGUGUUUGGCUAUGAUGAUGCACCCGAAGGACAUUUCGAGGUUUUGUAUGAAGAUGUUCGGGUGCCUAUUGAAAACUUGGUGUAUGAUUGGGGGAAAGGAUUCGAAAUAGUUCAAUCCCGACUUGGCCCAGGCAGAAUUCAUCAUUGUAUGCGAUCAAUCGGUAUUGCGGAACGCGCGAUAUCUCUAAUGCUACUUCGAGUGACGGAUCCGCGCAAGAUGACCUUUGGCAAGCAACUUUACCAACACGGGGCGACAGCAAAAGAAAUUGCAUAUUCGCGUAUCGAGUUGGAUGGAAUCCGAUUGUUAGUUUAUUCAGCCGCACAUCAGAUUGAUCUGGUCAAAGCCAAAGGAGCGAUGAAGUCGAUAGGAAUGGCCAAGGCGCAAGUACCCAAGGUUGUCAAUGCUAUAAUCGAUCGAGCGAUUCAAGUGCAUGGUGGUGAAGGGGUUAGUCAAGAUCAACCUUUGGCCGCUAUGUUUGCGGCUGUGAGGACAUUGAGAAUGGCUGAUGGUCCCGAUGAAGUUCAUGAGGCCCAAGUGGCUCAAAUGGAAUUGAAGCGCGUCCCACUACUGAGGCAACAACUGGCAGCUAAAGUCGAGGCCGAGAAGGCCCUGCGUGUCAAUUAUCGAAUUGCAGGGUCCAAGUUGUGA